AUUUGCCAAAUAUGUCUACCAUUUGGUUUUCUGCACAGAUUUUUGCACAUUAAUUGGAAAAAAACUGUUAAUUAUAAAAUAAAAUGAGCUCAAAGUGGACCAAAGAGGACAAGUUGUAUUAAGAGGAGAAUAUGAGAACAAAAUGCAGAAUGCAGUCUAGCAAGCUAAUUUCUUGUGCUAAUAACUUAUGAAGUGUGUGCUAUAGUGACUUCUUUAUCAGUGUCCUUUGUUAAGUUGAAUUGACAUGGUGACUGUAACCAACAAACAAAUCCUCACCAGCUGAGAGAAAUGAUUGGUGAGGCUGAAAACAGUUUAGUGUAACGUUACCGCCUGAAUCUGUAAGCAACCUGAAGUGAAAGUUGAUUACUUUUUGAGAGAGUCUGAGAUGGAACACUCGGGAGAGUUCAGCUGUCCUGAUUGUAACAUGGCGUUUCGCUCCUUUGACCUUUUGGACAAACACAAGUCCCGGUUCUGUAUAGGAAGUGCCAUAGGAGACCCGACAGUGUUAAGGAGAGGGCGAGUGGAAAUCAGUGAGCCUGAAAAGGUGGAUUUGAGGGCAUUACGCCCCAGAAAGACAAAGACUCCUGAUCUAAUUCAUCUGAGUGAGCAGAGAGAUAAACUGCUAAGGCAGACUGAAAGACGAGAGACCCACAGAGAACCCAGCGUGGCUGACAGCCUGGCCUUUAACAGGCUCACUCAUGAGUUUCAUAAGCUGAGGAUGUCCAUUGAAGAGAGUCUGCCCAGAAGACACACAGAGGGAAUGUAUCCAGGCAGAAAGUGGGCUGAUGGAAAGAGGCUUCAGGAAGUGUGUGAACACCAUGAGCAGAAGCUGGCUGAGAUCCGGGCACACACCACCGAGCUGGAGCAACAGAGAAAGGAGAUUGAACGGCAGAUGGCCCUGGUUGGGAAUGAUGGAACGGUUCAUCUGAAGGAGAUGCUGCAUGAGCUGAAAGAACAGGAAGAGAGAAACGAGGAGGUUCUGUACCGACUCAGCACACAGAUCAAUGCACUACAUGGGGUAAAAGAUGCUGAUGUUGCGUCAGACCAGCUAGAGGACAGGAAGACACGACACUUCACCUUUGACCUCAUCUCUGCUGUGGAUGGCCUGCUCUCCAGCCAGAUAAGAGCUUUACAUCUAGCAUACAUACAGUCCGGUGGUUCUGAUCCAGAGGUUCUGGCCCAUCUGCAUGACCUGCAGGCUGAGGCUCACUCCCUGGAGCAGAGCAGACCUGCAGCUGAGCACAGGACGAGGAAGAAAAGACGAAUGAAGUCCUCUCAUGCAGCUCUGGGCUCAAGUAUUAUGGUAAUGGAGAACGAGAACCAGCAGCUGGAGGAACAGAUCCUCAAAUUGCAGAUAGACAGAGAGAGACGCAGAGGAAGAGCGGCUGGUUCAGAGCUCGAUCUGAUCCAGAGGCACCACAUCCAUCAAGUUGCCAGCCUGCAGGCUGAGAUCUCCAACCUGAGGAGAGAGGUGGAGAAAAGCAGGGGGAGAAAGACUCAUCCUCCUGCUCCAGAAUACAGUUCACAGCAGCAUUCACUAAUGGACAGACAUGUGAUUGACUCAGUGGACUCUCUUGGUCCUGCUCCUUAUGAUCCUGCGUCUGGAUUUGUGAUCUUCUAUGACCUGGUCCUUGGUGUGGAUGCCACGUUUAGAACGGUUCUUCUGGUAGCCAGGCUGUACUCUGGGGGGCAAGAAAUCGGGCGGCCCACCCCCAUGCCACCUGUCCACUGCCAGCCUGCUGGGGCUUUAGGCUAUCCACUGAGAAGGCAUGCUGGAAACUAUGCCUUACUAGCUGUCAAGCAGCCUGUGCACAGGGUGCAGCCAUCUCCAUCUCUCUACUUGGUGGUGGAAGUUCAGGUUGUUGGUGGUUUUGACUUGUGUGAUCAGGAGAUGGGAGGCUGGUCCAAACUGCAGCUCUUUGACAGUCACAAUCAGGUUCAGAGUGGAUUCUGGAAACUUCCUUUCCGCUCUCUGCCUGUGAGACCGUCUCUCAGCCCGGGCCAACUCAACUCUGUACCUCAGUUGGGUAACAUGGAGAUUUGCCUUCGCAUAGUUAAUGCUCGUGAUGAAGAUGUACAGUCACUUGCUAAGAUCGAUCCUAACAAUAGCAGGCAGUACAAAUACCCAUCAGUGGUCACCUCACACUCAAACACUGACUUGGAAGAACAAACAUCCCAGCCGAAAACAUUACAACUUUCACUCAAUCCUUUUCUUUCAUCAUUGGCCCAAACUGAUCAUGUGGAUCCUCCCCCUAAGGACAGUGGUCAGAGGUGAGAAGGAGAGAUGAACCCCAAACCAAUCGGAUCUGGGCUGUUCUGAAUAUGUACAUGUUGAUCAAUUCAUUGCCAUGAUGUGUUCUGAGUCUCACUCAUCCCAGCUGAUUUGCAAAUUCUAAUUAGAUUGACUUAUAUACACCACAAUGCUGUUGACUGCUUGAUUCUAAUUGGUCAGAAGGUGUUGAUUACUUUUCUGUAACAGCAGCAGUGACAGUUGUUCUGGCUGCAAGGCAAAUCACAGGUUUAUAUUUGUGCUUGUUCUAAUAUGUUGCUGUUUGUAUAGUAACACCAUCCACAGGCCCUUGACACUUUCUGUAAGGACAUGUUUAUUUAACAUUUUUGGAAGGAGUCUUCAGUGUCAGUGCUUUAUGACAGAUUGACGGCUCUACAACAUUAAGUGUGCAAUGUCAUUGUUUAAUCAUGAAAAAAAAUGGUAACUAUUGGCAAAUCGCUGUGGUGUAAGAGGAAUAAACCACUUGGAUGUGUGUUGUUAUUGGAAAAUAAUCUGCUUUGAUAAUCUUUGAUUAUUUUCCUAUAUCAGCAAAAUCCCAAGUGUUUUAUUCUGUCAUUUGUGCAGUGUGAUGAUCAGUUUGGAUGUUUUGCCGUUUUGUUGUUUUCCCUUCUGAAAAUGAAAUGAUUCUUAGAUGUGCAUUGAAUAGACAAUAAACUGUGUCUAAAUUAUUUGAAUGUGAGUUUAUCACAAACUACUCUGUAUCUGUAAUACACACUCUCCCAAAAGAAAUAAGGACACCAUUGCUCUUUCCCAGCUGUGGGACUCACUGUGUAAAAUUCACUAGCUGCUUUAGGUACAUAUGAUUUGAUUGCAUUUACCUACCUCUUCAUUUUAAACGAACACUGGGAGUGGCAGCUUGUAAUUCUGUGAGAAACAAACAAUUACUUUACUUCAGAUCAGAUUUGUUUCAUGGCUCUUGAGGGGGAGGUAUGAUUUAAAUAUUGCAGCACAGCCUGCUUCGUCACCUCACAGCCUUACUACUGGAGUCCCUCAGGGAUCAGUUCCUGGUCCACGCUUCCUGUUCCUUCAUACUAAAUCACUGGGCUGAGUGGUCAGACCUCAAACUGAACCAAACUAGUCUACCUACUGGUGAAGAACUCCUCUCUGAUGGACCUGUCAAUCACUGUCAACACACUCGCAUUGAAGUUGAGCUGGCAUGCAGGUGUGUAUGAUGCCUAAUGCUGAUGAUGCUUGGCAUGUGCUCCUCUAAGGUCUAAACAAGUGUAAACUCUCUUUGCUUCUAAAGAUGUUCCUGAUUUUUAUUUUCUAAAGUUGGUUAUUAAUCAUUGGUUAUUUUCUACAUUUUGGCUACAUCUAAUCUUUUUCUUACUGGUUGUCUUUGUAUCCCUUCUAUAUUUCCUGAACCUAUUUAUGCACAAACAAUGGUUUGAAAUUGUAUUGCCACCUACACCAUUUUCACUUGAACAAACUAGUACAUCUUCCAGAGUUUUUUCAUUUUGUAAGUCAGACUUAGCCACAACAUCUGCUAAAUGCAAAGCUAAAGGACACAGUGUGUCAAGAGGCCUGGUCUGGCAAAGAGUUAUCCCUCCAUGAGGAUAUAAUCAGGGUAGUCCCAGUAUUCCUGUAGGUUUAUUUAUUCUUCCUCUCUCCAUUUCAUGCCUCGUCUCUGAGUUUAUAACACUCCGUGUCUGCAGUCAACUCUCAGUUCUUUUAUAUUAACAUUAGGUCUUACAUAUACUGUGCCCAGAUUUCCAUAAGUGCAUGGUUAUGAAAAUGCACAUUACUUUCACAGCUACUGGUUAUCAGUAGUUACUUGUUUCACUUUCAUGUGUCACUGAUAAAGGAGUUCAAGUCAAGGAUGAGAGUACUCUCACUGGAGGAGGGUGCCAUUUUACAUACACUAUAACUUAAUGCAAAACCAAGACCUCUGAUGCAAGUUAAAUUUUACCCUUAACUUAUCACAGGUAUGAAAAAGGCCAAUAGAUAACAUUGGAAACAAUAUUGCAUUCAAGAAAUAAUUAACAUUGAUAUUUAUUCCCCUUACAUCCAAGUACUCAUUUCAGAUUUUUACAAAUCCCCAAAGUCCCCCAGUUAUUUUUGCCCACUCUGGUUGCAUCUAUUUCACUUCUAAAUGUUUUCAUUGCUGGUCUCUGUGAAGGGUCAAUAUUUUCUGAUUCUGCUGCCACCCUCC
Messenger RNA from Pangasianodon hypophthalmus (striped catfish), 4442 nucleotides. RefSeq names its product coiled-coil domain containing 17 (gene ccdc17). The record is from RefSeq and is a predicted model, not a curated record. The transcript is spliced from 14 exons. The coding region runs from base 386 to 2275 and encodes 629 amino acids. NCBI's taxonomy places the organism in Eukaryota, Metazoa, Chordata, Actinopteri, Siluriformes, Pangasiidae.